Penicillium cinerascens is the source of this 2451-nucleotide messenger RNA. RefSeq names its product Zn(II)2Cys6 transcription factor. Gene Ontology annotation, molecular function: zinc ion binding; transcription cis-regulatory region binding; DNA-binding transcription factor activity, RNA polymerase II-specific. NCBI's taxonomy places the organism in Eukaryota, Fungi, Ascomycota, Eurotiomycetes, Eurotiales, Aspergillaceae. Bases 1 to 2451 code for a protein of 816 amino acids. Gene Ontology annotation, cellular component: nucleus. The record is from RefSeq and is a predicted model, not a curated record. Gene Ontology annotation, biological process: positive regulation of transcription by RNA polymerase II. The transcript has a single exon.
AUGUCCGAGAAUCCAACUCGCCCGGUGCGGGAGCCGGUGCGGGAGCCGGCCAAAAGCAAAUCAAGCAAAUCCCGCAAAACCGACCCGAAUGCGCCGAUUCGGAAACGGCGCAAGAGAACGGUGGUGAGCGGUGCUCCAGAUGACUGCUUCACAUGCUCUAAGCGAGGAGCUCGAUGUGAUCGACGACGCCCGUACUGCUCCCAGUGCCUCGAACUCGGCCGCGAAUGCUCCGGGUACAAGACAACUCUUACGUGGGGGGUAGGAGUCGCCAGUAGAGGCAAGCUGCGGGGCCAGAAGCUCCCCGUCAUGGAUGAAGCGGCGAGCGAGUCCUCUGCGAAACCUUCCAAAGCACAGCAAUCGACGCCUCUCAGCAGCCAGAGUCAAGCCCAAUAUUCGUCACAAUCGUCCUCGACCACCCCACCGGCGGCAACGACAACUGGAAUGGGCUUCUCUUCAUUUGAUGCAGGAACCUUCCACUCGUUUGACUCUGAUUCUCGCCGUCCGUCAGCUGCGUCGAAUGUGCCCGAUGUGUCAAAUGGAAUGGCGUGGACAAUGGACAUGCCGGAUCCCCAGUCGUGGUCCAGCAUAUCUGCAGCGCCUCCUCAGAUAUCCGGGCUUCCAUUACCGACUCGACCGGCGGUGACGAGUCGUUCGAGCCCCAGCAUAUCUUCCGAGGUAACCCUUGCUUAUGCACCCACUUUAAGUCCCGACACUAGUUUCGCUAUACCAUCUUGGCCCGUUGCGAGGAACUGGGCGGGCUCAAACACGACGUCCCCGCAAGACGCAGAUGAGGAAAUUGACAGAAACAACCCACAAUAUUCAAUGCUGUGGGAUGCAAGUCAUUCGCCCUCGUAUUCCCAGCUACUUCUGGCAAGAUCCGUAGGGCGCACACCUCGCCUGCGGUACCUCAUCAGUUAUUUCGCCGAAGUCAUUGCCCCUAUGAUCGUUGCUUUUGAUACCCCGACAAACCCUUUUCGCACUCAUGUUCUUCGCCUGGCUCAAGGUAGCGAUGCCCUUCAAGAGGCAAUUGCGACCUUGGCCACGAGCAAUCUGCGACAGCGGCGAGAAAAGAAUCACAUGUCCACUGAGAGAACCCUCCCGGCACGUAUGUCAUCCUUGGCGCAUCGUGCCCUUACCGACGAGGUGUUCCAAGAUACAUACGGGAUCUCGAUGGUAGAGGGUUAUGCGCGGGAAGAAAAUCACCACCGCGGAAUGGCCGUGAAGGCCUUGAAUGCCGACUUGGCAGACCCCCAUCGCAGACUAUCAGACUCGGUAUUAGCCACACUGCUGAUCCUUUGCUUAUUUCAUGGCUGCGACACCGGUGUUGCUGAGUUUCAAACACAGUUUGCCGGCGUCACCAGGCUCCUCGCAAUUCGUAUGCGGCAUUCUCCCGUUCUGACAGAUGACCUCAAGUGGUUCAUUCGCAUGUUCUCAUGGUUUGACACGCUUACUGCAACCACAAAUGACCGUGAUGUACAGCUUCGCGGCAGGUGCCUGGAAAUCAGCUCGACCACCGAUGGCGAAUGGGGGUUGGAGAACUUGGCUGGCUGCGAUGGACGUCUCUUCAAGAUGAUCUCUCAGUUGGGCCGUUUGAACCUGCUCAGCCAGGACCAGAAGCCUAAUGAGUCUCGGCCAGCCGAUGUGACCAUUCCUACCGCCUCACUACCUCCCUCCAUGAUCUUCCCCGGCUGGGAUAGCGUCCCUUCAGCUGCUGAACCAGGAGCCACGGCGGGCGGUUAUGGAUUUUCCAUGCCCACUCCACCCCAAAGCAGUGACCAGGCCCGAAAGCCUUCGUCUCCUGCUUUCUGGACCGAAUGGCACUCAUUACGGCAACGCCUCGAAUCCUGGCGAUUCGAUCCACCAUCUGCGCCACCCGCUGAGGCCUCGUUCCCCUCGCCGCCUCUGUCCGCUUCCACCUUGUCUUUCAAUCCUUCCAACUUUACACCGACUCCUCCUACCCCACCCUCAUACCAGGUGGCUAGCGAGAAUCUUCAGGAUGUCUACCAGAUCUCUGAAUGCUUCCGCCACGCGGCGCUACUUUACUGCGAACGACUCGCCGAGCCAAGUCUCCCGUCGCAACAUCCUCGCAUCCAACACCUCGUCCUUCUUGCCAUGCACUGCCUCUGUGCUGUGCAGUCGGAUGUGUACCUUCUCUGGCCGCUGUUCAUCGUGGGUUCGGAAUGUGUUCAAGAAGACCACCGUUCCGUCAUUCGAAAUCGUUGUAAGGAUAUUUCAAAAGACUCUGGAUUCGUGAACAACAUCUCUUGUCUGGAACUGCUGGAAAAGAUAUGGGAAGAACAUUCUGAUGAAUCUUCAUACCCUGUCUAUCCAUCCGAAUUGGGACCUCCGCCUCCGCUGGAUGGAAGUGGGGCACCCGUUACUUCUCAAGCGUUCCGCUGGUCUCGCGUCAUGCAAGCCAAACGGGGUGAUGGGGAGUACAUGGUGGCAUAA